GACGGCCGAGGAGAUCCGCUCGGAAACAGGCUAUUUGGUGUUCCCAAGCAGCAGCCCUCUGUACCUCCCCUCUUUCUCUGCCAUUUUCUGUUUGGUUACCUAGAAAUUUGGAGGAAAUGGUAGAAAAUAUUGGAAACAUUCUAGAUCUCCGCCCUUGACGUCAUAUUUGGUUGUCACCGGCUUGGCAAUAGCGUAAAUCUUCCCUGUGCAUUCUAUAGCAAUCAAAUGUGGCAUGAUUGUAGGAUUUUGUUCAGUUUUUUUGCGUGAUUAGUGAAUUUUGAGUGCAUUGUUUCUGCUAGGGUAGAGAGAAGAAACAGGCAAAGGAUCAGUUUAAGAUCAAGAAAUUACCAAUCCGAGACAGUAAUUAAGCAUGUAAGUUUUCAUGUUCUCUCAUCGUAUCUCUAUGUAAAUUUCGUUCUCCGUUCUUUAGCAUCCUUCUGAUUGCUUCAUUACUGACUGUACUUUAAUUAGUACCUCAAUUUCAGUAGCAGAAUUUGAUUUUCUUAGUUAGUUGUUUUAAGCAUGUGCUUAUUUUGAAAAUCUCGACUGAAGAUUGCUUAAGAAAGACAGUUAUUGAAUGUGAAACCUCUAAAGAAAAAACGCAGUCCAGGAAGCAUUUUUCAAUUCCAAAUUGGUUAUCGUAAAGGUUUGAAAAGGUCACAAUUCUCUAAAUCAAGUAAUCAUCCCCCUCAAAUAGUGUUUAUUUUUUGUUCGAAUUAUGGAGAUUUGGUGAGAUGGUUGUACAAGCAGUAACUAAAAGCAUUUUAGCAGGCAGUAUCUCAUCAUGGAGGGACGUUUAUAAAGUCAGUGAAGCAGCUAGAAAAGCUAUGCAGUAUUCUAGCCUCCUUUUUUUUUCUUUUUUUUUCUUUUUUUUUAUACUUGUACAUGCUUCGUCUUACAAUAUUAGCUCUAAAAACAAAAGGAUGCAUGUGAUGGAAAAUGCUCCCCCGAAGUUUAAUCACCUGCCAUGAUUCAGGUGGAGAAGGUUCAGUUGAAUUUAGAACCUGUAUUUCCUAGUUUUGCAACAUCUGUGGUCAGGUCACACAUUGCUAGCUGUUUUUGGAUGGGAUUUCCUGGCAUGGUAAGGGUGAAUGAUCUUACUGAAGUGGAUGGAGCUCUGGGCCUGCUAAAUUUGGAUGCUCAUACAAAAAAAAAUGAUGCAGGCAAGUUGAUUAUCCUUUCUGAUUUUCUAGGUAUCAUGUUUGUUUUGUCAUAAAGUUUGCAUUAUUAUUGAACUUGUGAAAUAAUGAGAAGAUACAGAAACUGAUACAAUACAACAGUGUUUAGCUUUUGGUUCUUUUCUUUUCUUUUUUUUGGCCAUCCAUUAGCUUUGUUCAGCAGAAGAAUAAAAGGACCAACCAGCAGAGAUUGGCUUCUAGUCGUGAGAUGUUAGUGUAGUGGAGAUGCUGGUUUCAGAAGUUCUGAUGGUUUCAAGCUCUCCACAAAUACUAUUCAGUUUAAAGACAUCUCAAACUGCACCAGGAAAAAUGCAGCAAGCAUGCAGAAGCUACUCUGCAGCACCACCAACUACAAUAGGCCGGUGCAAUUUUGUCAAAAUGGCCACACAAGUCAGCAAAAAUGGCCAACUCCCAAAUGCAUUUUGCUUUUCAUUUAUUACCUUCAGUUCACUUCAGCCUAUAAAUGCCCAUGUUCUCUCUGUUGUAUACAUCAAGUUUUAAUCAAGUUUCAAUCAAAGUAUUUGUGUUAA
Rubroshorea leprosula is the source of this 1708-nucleotide messenger RNA. Lineage: Eukaryota; Viridiplantae; Streptophyta; Magnoliopsida; Malvales; Dipterocarpaceae. The record is from the annotation of a GenBank genome assembly.